Messenger RNA from Exophiala oligosperma, 2436 nucleotides. RefSeq names its product kynureninase. Gene Ontology annotation, cellular component: cytoplasm. The transcript has 3 exons. The record is from RefSeq and is a predicted model, not a curated record. Lineage: Eukaryota; Fungi; Ascomycota; Eurotiomycetes; Chaetothyriales; Herpotrichiellaceae. The coding region runs from base 173 to 1588 and encodes 471 amino acids. Gene Ontology annotation, biological process: NAD+ biosynthetic process. Gene Ontology annotation, molecular function: kynureninase activity; pyridoxal phosphate binding.
GCUGAAUACAGUCAUUACCAAACACUUUCUAUGCUCGUGGGUGUAUUGAGCGUAUCAUCGGCAAGGAUUGUCCCCAAGCAUAACAACCCAUCAGCAAGAUAACUCUCUUGAAAGAAGCAUUGUUCUGUACAGCGAACAACAACACGACUUGUGGGGUCUGGAAAACUUCACCAUGGACAAAACCGCGAGCCUUACCAGAGGAAAUCCUGAUCCAUUUUCAAUCGAGUAUGCCUCUACACUCGAUACGAAAGAUCCUCUACAAGACUGUCGGUCAAAUUUUCAUAUUCCAACUCUCGCCGAUCUGAAAAGGUCUACUCUAGCUAAACCUCCCAACGAGGACCCCUCAACGCCUUGCACGUACCUGUGUGGGAAUUCUCUAGGCCUGCAGCCCGUCCGUACAGGAGAUCUCGUCAAUGUCUUUCUGACCCAAUGGCGCACCAAGGCUGUCACGGGGCACUUUGUCGAGCAUACCGACUCUCCUCUUCCACCAUUCCUGGACAUCGACGACCACGCAGCCAAGCUGAUGGCUCCCCUGGUGGGCGCUUUCGAAGCUGAAGUGGCAGUCAUGGGCACUCUUACGGGAAAUCUACACUUUUUGAUGUCCAGUUUCUACCGUCCAGACAAAAAAGGAUCAGGGCGCUGGAAAAUUCUUCUCGAAGGCAAAGCGUUUCCAAGUGAUCAUUAUGCCAUCGAAUCUCAAAUUGUACACCACGGACUCGACCCAGCCGAAACGAUGGUCUUGCUCGAACCGAAUAAUCAUCGACACCCGGUGCUUCCGACCGAGCAGAUCCUCAAGACCAUCGACGAGCAUGCGUCAGAGCUCGCCCUUGUUCUCCUGCCCGGCAUUCAAUUUUAUACGGGCCAGUACUUCGACAUCCCACGCAUAACGGCACACGCCCACGAGCAUGGCAUCUUGAUCGGAUGGGACUUGGCCCACGCGGUCGGCAACGUCGAUGUCAAGCUACACGAUUGGGACGUCGACUUUGCGGCCUGGUGCACCUACAAGUACCUCAACUCUGGACCGGGCGCCAUGGCAGGGAUUUUUGUCAACGAGAAAUACGGAAAGGUCAAAAUGGAAGGGUCAAUACCAAAAUUCUGGCCCCGACUCAGUGGGUGGUGGGGAGACGACAAGUCUACGAGGUUCCAGAUGACCAAUAAAUUUGUCCCGCGACCAGGCGCUAAAGGCUACCAGCUGUCCAACCCAAGUGCCCUCGAUCUCGCCGCCGUUGUGGCAUCUUUGCAAAUAUUCAAUGAAACUUCAAUGACCGACUUGCGUCAGAAAUCAUUGAGAUUGACCGCCUAUCUUGAACAGCUCUUGAACACGAUGGCUCUUCGGAAACCGGGACUCUUCGACAUCAUCACACCACGUAACCCCAGUGAACGUGGCGCCCAGCUUAGCAUACGCUUGGCGCCGGGAUUGCUUGACAAUGUCCUCGAACAUCUCGAGCAUGAGGGCGUCAUCAUCGAUGAAAGGAAACCGGACGUCAUCAGAGUGGCGCCGGCACCACUGUACAAUAAUUUUACAGACGUCUUUCGAUUUUGCCAAGUUUUGGAAACGGCACUCGACAAGGCAGCAUCCAAGACGUGAUUAAUGUCACUUGUUGAACAGGUUGCUUGUUUUCUGGGUGGUGUGUCUCAAUCGUCGUCACUGUCGCUUGUUUCGGCAUCUCUCCACAAAACAAAGUCGAAACGGCCAUCCAGGUUCGUUCGGAUAUAUUCGCGGAUCAAGUCUUGCUCGGUCUCAUUCAAGUCAAAGUCUGGGUUCGCGGCCAUCAAAGACAAGCUGAACCCUUUCUGCGUGACCGGAUUGAGACGCUCCAAAAAGUUCAAGAUCCCUUCGGAGGUGAAUUGUGUCAAGGCGUAGAGGGUCAAGUUCUUGAGCUUGUCAAGUCCCGCCAAGACAUCCAAGACGCCCUCACAUACCUCACCUCCGCUGGUCCACAAGUCUUCGAGAUGUGGAAGGCUCAUGGCAAGGGUGGCAAUGUCAGCCUCGGAAAAUUCGUCAGACACGUCCUUGAGGACAAGCUCUUUGAGGUUCUUCAAUCCACAUAGACCUUCGACCAUGAUUCUCAGGUCACGAGACGUGGUGCCCUCACAGGAGCCCUUGAGACAAAUUGAUUCCAAGGUCCUCUGCUCGGGAAGCGCGGAAUGGAAGAGUUGAGAGUUUGUGUCGAGUACACGGUAUCCCUCUAAAGAUAGUUUGGUCAACUUCACGUUGGGCGAGCAAAGAACUCGCGAAAGAAUAGCAGGUCCAUCCGCGAAUUUCUUCAGGCUCAGGUCGCGCAGAUUUCGGCAGGAACUGAGCCAAUCGACCACCUCGAGAAAUACAUGAUCGUUGACGCCCUCAAGAUGGGCGUAACCCAGAUCAUCAUCAAGCUUAAGCGUGUGUAAUUUUGUGCAUUCUUUGAGAGCAUUCAGGUUCUCCAUGGCUUCAUG